This is a messenger RNA of Etheostoma cragini (Arkansas darter), 454 nucleotides long. RefSeq names its product tyrosine-protein kinase receptor TYRO3-like. The transcript has 3 exons. The record is from RefSeq and is a predicted model, not a curated record. The annotation marks the transcript as partial. NCBI's taxonomy places the organism in Eukaryota, Metazoa, Chordata, Actinopteri, Perciformes, Percidae. Gene Ontology annotation, molecular function: protein binding.
UGCCGUCGGCAGCGCCCAGGAACCUGACCUUUGACCUGUCGGAGCAGCAGCUGUCUCUGCGCUGGGCGGCGCUGCAGGAGGACGAGCUGCAGGGGACGCUGCUCGCCUACAAGCUGCAGUGGACGCUGGGAGGAGAAUCGCAGGAGCCGCUGCUCUUUAAGGACACCGUGGCCCAGCUGUCCGGCGGUGGACGCUUCUUCAACGCCUCCUUCCAGGUGUCGGCCUGCACCGCGGUGGGAUGUGGUCCCUGGAGCCGGCCGGUCCUGGUGCUGCCAGCCGCAGUGCAGGUCCCGGUCCAGCGGAGCCACAUGUGGGUGGGGGUGCUGCUCGGGCUGCUGGGGGCCGCCGUGGUCGGGCUGCUGCUCGCCGUCUCCGCCCAGCGCCGCGGGAAGGAGACGCAGUUUGGGUCAGUGUCUGUCCCUCAGUGUCUGUCUCACAGCGUCCGUCUCACAGC